Molecule: messenger RNA, 963 nt
Organism: Cylindrotheca closterium
Lineage: Eukaryota; Bacillariophyta; Bacillariophyceae; Bacillariales; Bacillariaceae
Source: the annotation of a GenBank genome assembly
AUGAUGUCCGCCAUGCCAGCCAGAGAUGCUGUUGUACCACCACCCAAAGCACCAGAAGACCUCAUGGAACUUACCACCAGCCCUUUCGGCAGACGAGCCAUGUUGGGUAGAAAGCCCAUGUAUGAAAAAAAAGAUAUCAUGACUCGAAGCGUCAGAAAUAUUCUCUUUGCUGGUAACGAGGAUCUCGACACAAGCGGGAGGAGCGUUGGGCUCGACAGCAGCGCAAGGACGAGUGGGGAUCUUGACAUUAGCACGAGGAGUGGUGACAAUUUCAGUAUUCUUGAAACUGUUGGAGAGAACGACAUCGCAGACACCGCCGACAGCCUCCGAGAACAGGGCAGAUAUGAAGAGGCUCUGGUACUUUACAAGGAGGCACUUGAUCAAAAACUUGAAACAAAGGGCAAGAACCACAGGGAUACAGCAGAGGCCUACUUUAAGGUUGCAAAUGUCCUGUUCAGUCAAGAAAAAUACGACGAGGCUAUGGACAAUUAUCAAAAAGCCUUGAAGAUUAGAAUUAAGGUUCAUGGAUGGGAUCAUGAAAGCACCGCAGAUACCUACAAUUCUAUUGCCAAUGUUUUGCAGAAUCAGGGAAACUUCGAAGGGGCUAUGAGAGUUCAUCAAUUGAUCCUUUCCAUUCGAUUGAAGAAAGUGGGACGAGAGCACCCGGAUCUCGCCGAUUCGUAUACGAACAUGGCCUGUCUUCUGUGUGAUCAACAUGAAUACGCCGAGGCUUUGGUAAUGUUUCAACGCGCCCUAGGGAUUCGCAUCAGCACUGUCGGACCAGACCAUGCUGACACUGCGGCCACCCACCAUGGCAUGGCAACCGUCUAUAAAGAACAAUCAAAGAUUGACCAGGCCAGAACUACCUAUAAAAAGGCAUUGGACAUUCGUCAAAAAUGUCUGGGAGCGGAUCAUGAAGACACCAUCAAGACCCAAAAGCUUUUGGACGAACUUGCUGCCUGA